Molecule: messenger RNA, 2271 nt
Organism: Phyllostomus hastatus (greater spear-nosed bat)
Lineage: Eukaryota; Metazoa; Chordata; Mammalia; Chiroptera; Phyllostomidae
Gene: IFNGR2
Product: interferon gamma receptor 2
Exons: 7
Coding region: 169-1857 (562 amino acids)
Molecular function (GO): protein binding
Source: RefSeq, a predicted model, not a curated record
GCUGGGGGCCCCGGGGACCCCGCUCUUUAACUCUGGUCUCCCCUCCCCCCAUCCCCUUCUUCGCCAGCUUCCUUGGGGGCCGAGCGGGCCCACCGCCCGGGUGGGGGAACGGCCGACUCGGAUCCUUCUGGGCGGCGUCAGCGAGCCACCGCGCAGGCCCGGGCUCGGAUGGGUGGGCCUCCCGCCUCCCGCCCCGCCGCUGCCGCCGCCGCGCGGCCACUUCCUCGUGCACCCGGGCGGGGCGGGCCCGGAGGCCGGGAAGCGGCGCGGCGGGUCCCCUCCCCCGGCCCCGCGGUGCGCCCCCGGGGGUCCCGCUCCUGCCCUCACGCAGGGCUUUCGAGCUCUGUGCCGUUAACACCGGCUUCCGAAAGGGCUGCGUUUCCCUGUGCUGCAGGGUCUGUUAACGAAGCAAACGUUUCAACUACAGGCAGGCGUCCUCGCGGGGGGCGGGGGCCUCUCCCGCCGGCCACCAGUGCCCGCGGGCGGCCGUCCCGGGGGCUCGCUGCGCGCCCGGCCCGCGCCGCCGCGCCCGCGCCCCCCGCGCCCCCGGAAGCCGGCUCCGCGCCUCCGGGACCCCGCCGGGCCGCGCCGGGCGCUCUCUGCCGGCGGAGCGGGCCUGACCGGCAGGAAAGUCCGGGCGGAGGGCAGCGCGGGGGCGGGGAGUGGGAGGGAAGGGGCGGGCCCGGUCCCGGGAGCACCCGGAGCCGCCUCCACCCGGACCUGAGCGGCUCGGCGGACCCGGGCCGCGGCCGGGCGCGCCCUGAGCCUCCGCGGCCCCGCGCCCAGAGCCCGGCCAUGCGGCCGCCGCCGCCGUGGCUGCUGCUGCUGCUGCUGCAUCUCGGCGCCGCGGCUCCCACCGCAGGUCCCUUUCAAGACUCUCCCUCCCAGCUGCCUGCCCCUCAAAACCCGAGGAUCCACCUGUACAACGCGGAGCAGGUUCUGAGCUGGGAGCCGGUGUCCCUGAGCGGCGGCGAGGGGCCGGCGGUGUACCGGGUGCAGUUCAAAUACGCCACCAGCAGUGACUGGUUCGACCUCGCACCGCCGAACUCCCACAAGGCGAACUGCUCCAGGAUCGCCGCGAGGGAGUGCAACUUCGCCCCAGCCCUCUUUGACCCGCUUCACAACAUCUCCCUGCGUGUCCGCGCCGAGCUGCCGGAGCGCGCUUCGGCCUGGGCGGCGGCGCCGUGGUUCCAGCGCUACCUGAACGUGACCGUCGGACCUCCAGAAAACAUCCGGGUGACCCCAGGGCCGGGCUCCCUGACCCUCAGCUUCUCCCCGCCCUUUGACGUGGAGCCCGCCACCACCCACUUCUCCUAUUGUGUCCGGUACUGGACACUGGAGAACGCGGGAGACCCACAGGACAAUGGCUGCCUCAGGAACCCAUUAAUUGAGCUGAAAGAUCUGAAGCCUUUACGAGUGUACUGUUUACAAGUGAGGGCCACGCUGGUUUGGAAUUCGAACAAGAUGUCCACGGAAGGGCUUUUUAGCAACGUGUCUUGUCACGAAACAGCAGCGGAUGCCUCCACCAAGCUCCAGGAAGUCGUCCUGAUCGCCUUGGGGACCUUCCUGUCCCUGACAGCGCUGGCAGGCGCCUGCGUCUUCCUGACCCUGAGGUACAGAGGCCUGAUCAAGCACUGGCUCCACACUCCGCCGGGCGUCCCCGUCCAAAUAGGAGAGUAUCUGCGGGACCCGGAGGACCCCGUCCUGGAGGCCAUGGACCAAGACAGCACGCCCAAGGAGGACGCCUGGGACUCCGUGUCCGUCCUGUCGGCUCCCGAGGAGCAGAAGAUGCUCCAGAGCACGCGGGACCAAGGCCCCGGGAGUCCCCAGCCCGCGGGCGCAGACUCAGAGCUGUGACGCUGCUGCUGCCAUCCUGGCAGGACACUCGGAGCCCGGGACCCUGCGGCCCCACUGCACGACAGCCCCCGGGACUGGCGGGUCCCAUGGGGGCAGCACGUUUGUUCUUUCUUGAAGAAUUUUCUAGUCCUGUGAUUUCCUGAGAUGAUUCUAGAAAAUGAAAAUUUCUUCUGAACACUAAGAAGACGUAAUUAUUUCCUAGCCAGACGGCUCUGGCACCCCUGACGCUCUUUCUGAGUGUCAUCGGUCUUCCCCCUGGGCAGGUCACGAACCCGUCCCGGCCUGUCCCGGCAAGGGACACUGGCGGUCCGUCACAUGUGACUUAAAAUGUGAUCAAUCCUGUAAACACUUUCCUAGUAAUUUAAGGUCGUCUCUUUUUUUUUUUUCAUACCGAAUAAAGAACUGUGGAAGUAA